AUGUUGGUGUGUUUCAGUGAAGACGAUUUUAAUAAGGACGAAGGUUGUGACUGCGUGGGUGGGCAGGAAGGGGGCCAACCGAAGGAGAAGGAUGAAGAAAAUGGCAAAGUAUCGAAAGGUGUGGGGAAUGCAGGGGAUGCCGGUGACCCCCGGCUGAUGGUGGUGGAGGAUUUAUUGGGUAAAGAGGAUGCUUAUGUUGUGUACAAGGAGUUUGCAAGAGCGAGGGGAUUUGGAGUUCAAAAGGGGGAUGUGGGCCGUGUUGAUGGGGUUUGGGUUAGGAGAGACUUUUUCUACCACCGACAAAGGGUACGAUAUCCCAAGCACUUUGACCGACCUGAGCGAGUUAGGGAGGAGCAGUUGGAGAGUCGAACUAACUGCAAAGCAAAAUUAAAGAUUUACUAUGAUGUGCAUCGCAGUUUGUGGAAGGUCAGGACCAUCGUUGAUGACCACAACCACGAUCUUGCUGCGGCAAUGUUUUCCUACCUACUUCCUAGUCAUCGGAAGAUGAGAAACAACGACAAGGCCCAAGUUGAUAGCAUGAAGCAGUUUGGGAUUCCGACGUUCAAAAUAAUGGCCAAUAUGGCUGGUCAGUCCGGUGGGGCUGCCCGAAUCAGUGAUGGCGAUGCGGCAGCAACCAUAAGUUACCUAGAGGGUAAGGCCGAUGCUGACCUGAGGACAGUGGCACAUUACAAGCGCAACGCUGAAAAUCGCUUAGGGAGCUUAUUUUGGGCCGACGGAGAGAUGGUGUCAGAUUACCAUUUGUUUGGUGAUGUUGUGGCUUUUGAUUUGACGUAUAAGUCUAACAAGUACAAGAAACCGCUUGUAGUAUUCUCCGGCUCGAACCAUCACAAGCAGACAACCAUUUUUGGUUUCACGUUGUUGGAAGACGAGGAAGUUCACAGUUAUCGGUAG
Messenger RNA from Arachis stenosperma, 912 nucleotides. RefSeq names its product protein FAR1-RELATED SEQUENCE 5-like. The transcript is spliced from 3 exons. Gene Ontology annotation, biological process: regulation of DNA-templated transcription. Bases 1 to 912 code for a protein of 303 amino acids. The record is from RefSeq and is a predicted model, not a curated record. Lineage: Eukaryota; Viridiplantae; Streptophyta; Magnoliopsida; Fabales; Fabaceae.